This is a messenger RNA of Thunnus maccoyii (southern bluefin tuna), 2979 nucleotides long. RefSeq names its product heterochromatin protein 1, binding protein 3 (gene hp1bp3). Gene Ontology annotation, molecular function: structural constituent of chromatin; DNA binding; nucleosome binding. The coding region runs from base 186 to 2018 and encodes 610 amino acids. The record is from RefSeq and is a predicted model, not a curated record. The transcript is spliced from 13 exons. Gene Ontology annotation, biological process: nucleosome assembly; heterochromatin organization. Lineage: Eukaryota; Metazoa; Chordata; Actinopteri; Scombriformes; Scombridae. Gene Ontology annotation, cellular component: nucleosome; nucleus; chromosome.
AAAAUUUCUGGCAACUCAUCUUUUGGCCCGUGCGAAAGUGAUCGAAAUUUAUUGGCAAAGGCCGGCGGCGCUGUUGCGGUGCACCGGCUUGAAGGUGGUCUGCGUUUUCCGGAAUAACUUAACAAGCGCACCUUUUCUUCUGCUUGAGGAGAAUGGGCCUCAAUGAAUGAAGUAAAUCUCGUGUGAUGCCGAUUCGCCGAGCGGUAGCGACUCCGACCCAGGAGAAGACCCCCUCCGCUGCAGCAGAGAAAGAGCCCGAAGCCACCUCAGAGGAAUCUCCUUCCGCUGACGAGGAGCAGGCCGCAUCUUCAGCGGCGACGGCCGAGGGCAAGGCCGCCAGCGAGACGGAGCCCACAGAGAAUGGAGAGAAGGCGGACGAGGGAGCCGCGGCCGAGAAGGGAGAAGAGGGGACGGAGAAGAAAGAUGACAAAUGCAAGGACUGCGCGGCUGGACAGUGCGCAACACACUGCUAUGUUCUCCUACUAAGGUUGAAGGAUGGCUACAAGUAUGAGAAAGCCAAAGUCAAGAAGGUGAAAAGGACUAUUCCUGCGUGGGCUAGCGUCACCGCGAGCAAAAAGCUUCCCGUUACCAACUUCGCAGGCACUCAGCACAGAGUGGAUAAUAUCCUCAUCGAAGCCGUAACGUCUUGUAACGAUAGAUCCGGGGUUUCGUACCAGUCCGUUAUGAAAUAUAUUGUGAAGAACUACCCCGGGAUGGAGCUUGAUAAGAAGAAGUUCCUCAUCAAGAAAUCAAUGAAGAAACAUUUGGAGAAGGGUACGAUCAAACAGCUGAAGGGUAAAGGCCUCUCAGGAACCUUCACCAUUGGGAAGCAGUCCACCUCGUCUAAGAAAGCUGCUCAGAAGCAGGAGUCUCUGGGAGAUGCUCUGCCUCUCAUCAUCACUCGGCUCUGUGAGCCCAAAGAGGCCUCCUACAACCUGAUCAAGAAAUACCUAGAGCAGCACUUCCCCAGUCUCAACAUCGAGAGCAGGCCAGAUGUCCUUAAGACAGCUCUGGUAAAGGCAGUAGAGAAAGGACAGCUGGAGCAAAUCACUGGGAAAGGAGCCAGAGGGACUUUCCAGCUGAAGCGUACCGGCAACCAGGUCCUGCUGAAAGGCGGCGCCUUGGAGGACGCCAUCACAGCCGCCAUCACAGCCAUGAACGAACCUAAAACCUGCAGCACCACCACUCUACGCAAAUACCUAGUAGACGCCAACAAGGAUAGAAAGGAGUAUCAGUUAGUGGCCAAUCUGAGGAGGACCCUGACAAAGUGUAAAGUACUCGGCUGGAUGGAGCAGAUCACUGGUCAUGGCUUCACAGGGACCUACCAGCUCUCGUUCCCCUUCUACCCGAGCCCCACUAUCCUGUACCCAGACAAGUUCAAAGAGCCUCCGAAGACGAACCAUCCACCGAAGCGGAAGCAGAUGAUCGAGUCUUCUGACGAGGAAGAGUCUGAAGACGACGAGGAGGAGUCAGAGGACGAAGCUCCUUCCCGUAAGAGGAAAUCGCAGAAGAGGCCUCCACCCAAGGCUCGCCGUCCUCCACCAACCAAGAAAUCUCGGAGCGUCAGCCAGUCAAAAGCUAAAGGCAAGGGACGUGCUCUGGCAAAGAAAUCCCCGGCCAAGAAAGCUGCGUCUUCAGCCAAGAGAACGGCGAGAAGAGAGUCUAAGAAGGAAUCCACACCGCCGCCUAAAGCCACGCCCGUUAAGAGAGGAGCUCCAGCGAGAAAGCCCAAAACACCAGCCGUCAAAAAGCUGAGCAAAAGCGGGUCCAAGCGACCAGCGUCUAGAGAGUCAUCCCCAGAGGAGCCCGCAGUCACAAGGGAGACGGGGAGGAGCCUUUCUAAGAGAUCAAAGCCCGAGGAGUUGUCCCCAGAGGAGCCCGCAGUUAAAAAACAAGCGACCAAAGGCGGGUCCAGACGGUCCGAGCCUGAAGAGUCCUCCUCCGAAGAGCCCGUAGUCGGAAAAGGUGGGAAGAGAAGCAAGCAGUCCACUCGCAAGUCCAUGAGAGGGAAAAACUGAGCCCAGGAGCGCCUUCCAUAAAACUGGGACGCUCUGAAUAUGCAGCAGUCUGCCGCUUUAUUUCAGUGCCCUCUCUCUCUCUCUCUUUUUAUCUUUUUUUUUUUUCUUCUCCCUUUUUAACGGGGCAAGUAGUUUUGUUUUUUUUAUUUCUAUUGUAGAAAUAAGAACGAUAUCCUACCAGUUAAGUUUACUGUACAUUGAGAGUAUCUGAAUAUCCUUUUUAAACACCAUGUGUAGAAAAGUUCAGUUAGUGUUGCCGUUUAAAACAGAUGUGUGACCAACUGCCAGGUUGGCAGCAUAGCAAGAUCCGACAUACUGUUAUUAGAGCCAUGUAGUGACUUCUGUUUUUAUAACUCUUCCUCAUCCACUCUUUAAGUGUUGGCAGCACACAUUCCUUAAUAUCAAAUGAAGUGAGAUAUCAGUGUUUUCGAGGGUUGAAAAGACUGUGUCCUUUUUAAGUUAAAAACGGUGGGUUUAAAUUUGAACUGAUACUAAUAUUAUUAAUCUUUUAUGAAACACAGAUUUUAAGGGUGUUGUCCUGUGUGUCCUGGGUAUAAAUUACCAUAUUUUUUGCCAUGCAGUUCUGCAUUAGAAUCUGAAUUGUUAUUCACAUUUGUCUUUUUAUAUAUAAUCCCAUAUUUGUUUAUUUGAUAACAAAAAAAAAAAACAAUUGCCCCUAGAAAAGAUUAGGUCUGUGACAGGUUGAGGACUUAACAGAGGAUAAAACACUAUGUUAGUAUUCAUUCAAGAACAAGUCAAAAAUGUCUUUUGAUAUGUGUGUUAACAAGCAUAUACAUACAUUGAUUUUAUUGCUGCACAGCUGUAAUUCAGUACCAAACUCAGAAAUGUGUGUUGUGAAUAAGAAAAAGGAGGAUAAAAGCUCAUACAUACCCUGCAUGCAUGUAUUCCUUGUGUUGUUAAGCUUUUUUUCCAAGUCAUUAAUAAAAUGGCUAUAUUUGUA